AGCGGCGCCCUCCCCCUUUCCCGCCAGCACAACCACCUCUGCAGCUUUGGGAUUCUGUGUUGGAGCUUAGGAACGCCCUCCCGACUGCCUCACCGACUGGUCUCCUCCCUCCGCCCCCCUUCCCCCAAUAACACCUCCACCAGCCUUACGCUCUUGGUAAUUCUUGGCCCCCCUUUCAUACGGACGCGAAGGCAGUUUCUCCAGCAGCACGGCGGCAUUCUUGUCGCAAAUCCGGGGGCGAGAGCGAGGAAGCGCACACACAAACGCGUGCAGGUGGAACGCGUCGACCCAGAAAUUUUUCGACGACGCGUGAUUUUCGGUGAUCGGUUUUUCUUCUCGUUUUUUUAUUGCGUGUUAUCGUCGGAGAGGAAACCUUCAUAAGAAAGAGCGUAUUUACAGUGUCCUCUCCAGUGACGGGUGACAAUAAUCGACGGAGAGAGAAGGAGAAGAAAAGAAAAAAGUAAAAAAAAGAGAAGAAAGAAAAGUCGCGUCAUUAUCCAUACGCCUGUGAUCCCAACGCUUUGCUGAAGCGAAGUGCACCGCGGACAGAACAAGAAAAGUCACGAACGAGUAACGUUUGCUUGAACGGACCGUAGAAAUGUUCCCUCACAUGUACAAAGUCAGGUAGAGAAAAUGCCGUCAAAGAAGAAACUGAAGGCUUAUAUUAAGAAACUUGCCAUGCCUCCGAAGUCGGCCCAGCGUCGGGAGUCGUCCGGGUCGGCGAGUCCGGGCACCGUCGCCGCCGACUGCGAGUGGCAGGGCGACAACUGGCGGCGCUCGAACCGCUGGACGCCCCCGUGGGACCAACAGGGCUCCGCGCCGUCCACGCCCCAGUCGGUGCCCUCCACGCCGCCACCCAUGCCGGCGCCGCAGCAGGAAACCAACCUCAGCAGGGAUGGCUCGAGCCCCGUUCCCUGGUGGCAGAAUGACGGAGAUGGAGAAGAGAAGCAGGAGGCAGCGGGGGAUGAACCACAGCGAGACUCCAGCCGUGGCAGUCCUUUGCCUUGGUGGGAAAGCGACCAGGCGGACGAGAGAGAGAUGAGUCCUACACCAUGGAGAAAGGAGGGGCAUCAAAGGACCGAGAGCCCAGGACCUCCCCAGCAACAGCGCCAUAGGUCUACGCUGACCCCGGAGAAAGAGGGCUGGGAGGCAACAGGAGAGGAAAUAACUGAGACCUGGACCCCCGCUCCCCCCUUGCCACCCGAGCAGAGGCAGCAGCAGCAGUUCCCACAGCAGCCAAGCCCCAACCACCCUCCGGGCCCACAAUCUUACCAACAACAACAGCAACAGCAGCGCCAGAGGCCCCUCGCGAUGGAGGACAAGCGAAAGCGCGACGCCUUGUACCUCGAGGAGCAGCAGGGUGAGAGGGGCCCCUCGAACAAGCCCAAGAGAGAGAAGAUGGUGAAGCUGCACAUCCCUCCCGCCGGAGACGCCUCGAACGACCUCAGCGACGGCAGGAGCCCGACCACCCCCUCCUCCCUCUUCCCGCGGAGGAGGCGAGAGAGGGACGAGGCCGACGAGGCGGAGGAGGACGAGAACAAGCCUCCGGAGAAGCUCAGCAUCAGCUCCUUGAGGAACAGGUGGGAGUCGAAGAUCCAGGACGAGAACGAACAGAAGGAGAAGAGGAGGAGCCUCAUCCUGAAGCAGCAGGGCAAGCUGGAGAAGGAGAAGAACGAGAAGGAGAAGGAGAAGGAAAGGCAGGAAGCAGAGAGGGAGAAGCAGCAGAAGGAGAGAGAGAAGCAGCAGAAGGAGAGAGAGAAGCAAGAACAGGAGAGGAAGAAGCAGCUGGAGAGAGAGAGGCAACAGAAGGAGAAAGAGAGGCAGCAAGAGAGAGAGAGGCAAGAAAGAGAAAGGGAGAGGCAAGAGAAAGAAAGAGAGAAACAGCGAGAGAGAGCAAGGCAGGAGAGAGAGCGAGAAAGGCAAGAAAAUGAGAGAGAGAGGCAGCGAAAGGAGAGGGAAAAGCAACAGCAGGAGAGGGAGAGGCAAGAGAGAGAGAGACGCGAAAUGGAGAAAGAGAAGCAGAACAGAGAAAGAGAGAGGCUGAAGAAAGAGCGGGAGCAGCAAGAGAAAGAGAGGCGGGAGAGAGAGGCGCUCAAGGCCAAGCGGGAGAAGGAAGCUGCGAGCGAAGAGAAGGAGAGGCAGAGGGACGGCGAAGAGAUGCCCAGGAGGAGGAGCAGCUUCCUGGACGAGGUGCAGCUGCGGAAGGUGAAGAAGAAGGAGGAUCCGAUCCAGCCCAAGAAGGAGGUCAGCAUCCUCGACCAGGUGCAGCUGAGGGAGGUAAAAAAGGAAGAGAAACCCGCCAAGAAGGAAGAGAACUUUCUGGAUAACGUGCAGCUGAGAGAGGUAAGGAAGGAGGAGCCGCCGAAAAGACAAGAGCCGGCCGGAGACAGGUACAGCCUCGAUGAAAUAGAGAGAAAGCUAAAGGAACUCGAAAGAAAGCAGAGUGACCAAGCCCAGAACAAGCAACAGUCAGACGCCCGUGUAUGUAUUUAUUCUGACCUCGCGAGCACUUGCUUCCCCUCAACAAAAACGUUUUGGCCAAAAAAAACGUUUUUUUGUAGUCCAAAGGCUCUUUUAUACUGUGCUCGUGGACACGCCAGGCUAUUUUAUUUACUGAUUUUUUUUUCUUUUGUGUGUAGUUAUUGCAAACAAAACUAACGCCAUGUUCUGUAUCAUUAUUAUUAUAUUUCCAUUUCAGUUUAUUAAUGUUUUGUAGAAUUAUUGCAAUGAUUCACAUUAAGGCUUUUAUAUUUUUCAAAACAAUGUCAUCAUGGUUUUCUACUACUAUUAUGGUAACGAUUUCAUAACUAUUUCAGUUCUUUAUCUUUUCGUUAUUAUUUCCUGUUCUUCCUUCUCCUUCAUUACCUCCUCACACAAUAACUGUUAUGGAGAACAAAAGAACGGAUAUUCCCCCCAAAAUUGUAGUAAAUAUUUAGCUAAUAUGUACCUUUUAUAAAAGCAAAUCAGCUAAUUCUUAGAGAUUGCUUGCAGCUGACACUAAGUAUUAGAUGAAAAAAUAACAAAGAUAAAAAAAAGUGAAUAAUAAUAGCAGUGAAACAAAAUACAGUCACAAUGCCUUUUAACCAACGCUGAAUCAAAUGAAUAAUAUACCGGACUCUGAGAAUAUGCAGUUGCAUCUGUUAUCGAUCAGAAAAGAAACGAAGGAAAAAAAAACAACUUUUCUGAUCAGUUUAAGCAAUCGGCU
This is a messenger RNA of Penaeus indicus, 3205 nucleotides long. RefSeq names its product trichohyalin-like. The record is from RefSeq and is a predicted model, not a curated record. The transcript has 11 exons. The coding region runs from base 634 to 2658 and encodes 674 amino acids. NCBI's taxonomy places the organism in Eukaryota, Metazoa, Arthropoda, Malacostraca, Decapoda, Penaeidae.